Colletotrichum orchidophilum is the source of this 393-nucleotide messenger RNA. RefSeq lists its product as uncharacterized. The record is from RefSeq and is a predicted model, not a curated record. The coding region runs from base 1 to 393 and encodes 130 amino acids. Lineage: Eukaryota; Fungi; Ascomycota; Sordariomycetes; Glomerellales; Glomerellaceae. The transcript has a single exon.
AUGUCACCCACAGAGGAAACACCAACACCAGGGCCUAGGCCGACCCCUGCGCCUGAAAUCACCCAAUCAAGCGUAGGAGGGGCCUUGGGCCCCGCCGAAACGCCGAGAUCCGUCCCCGGAGGCGCAACCGUCGUCUACGCCGAGCAGAAGCGAACGGGACGUCCUACAAACGCACCGGCCCGGCGCCCAAGCCACCGCCCGAAAAUGCCUCCAGGUAGCCGAAUCUCGCCCAGCGGGCUGAAGCGGAACCGCACGGACGCACGCCGGAGAGAGGGGACUCCCUUCAAGCGGAGCCACAAGGUCUCGUGUUCGGAGGAGCGGAGCCGGCAUUUGAUCGGACGGCGGGGGCAGACGCGUGCCAGGGACAAGAUCUACUGUUGGACAACGCUGUAG